AAACCAUGCCAGAAUCUCCGCCACCAUCAUAUAGCCCUCGCCGCCCUCCUCCACCAUACGAAGAGCAGAACAAUCGAAAUGCAAAAAAGGAAUCAACAAUGGGAACGCCGGAACACCACUACAAAGUGUCACCACCGCCAUUUGUCCCACUAACUCAACCGACAGUCAUUGACGUCGAACAACUACAAAAUGUGGUUCUUCCUGGUGGACAACCCAACCCGACAGUAGUUAUCGUAACGACUCCAAAGCCAGCCCCCUCAUUUGCCAGUUAUGAGACUACAUGCUACAGUUGUGGGAAAUACGUACAUACCCUUCCGAAAUUUGUCAUCGGCUCACUAACGUGGAUAGUCUUCAUUCUAGUCCUCAUUUGUUUCUUCCCACUUGCUUUUGUUCCAUUUUGCCUCGACAGUUGCAAAGAUGCUCAUCACUACUGUCCGCGCUGCAAUGCACUUCUUGGUAUCAAGAAGCGCAUUUUCUAAGUGUAUUCUUGUUUAAACCUUCUUUUGUUUCAUGACCAUCACGUUUCCAUAUGCCAAAUAGUCACUGGUAAUCAAUAAGUGUACAUUGCAAAAUUCAUGUUGUCAAUCAAUCCAAAAAAGAAAACAAAACUCGAGUUUUCGAGUUGAAACCAACCUCCCCCAUACAACUUACCAUUCUAUUCAUGAUUUACUCUAGUGAAUGAUUUUUUUGUCUUGUUAUCAAGUAUACAUCAGCUCAGUGUUGAUUUAGGUCGAAUAGGGUCAAAAAGCAUGUACCAAGGAAUUUCAAUAAAUUUCUUCCUAUCAACAUUAUCUGUCUUCUAUCACUGUCUCUUUUCCCAUUGUGAUGUUUGUCCCUUAAAAUCACUUUUUUCUGCUGGUUUUUUUUUCUUAUUUUUCCUAUUUCUCUCACGUUUCCAAGUUUUAAAAUGUUUGUCAUACUUUUAAAUGUUAUCUUUAUUGUACUUAUUUCUGAGAAAGAAAUACAUUUUGAACGUU
Messenger RNA from Caenorhabditis elegans, 977 nucleotides. RefSeq names its product LITAF domain-containing protein (gene F16F9.1). Lineage: Eukaryota; Metazoa; Nematoda; Chromadorea; Rhabditida; Rhabditidae. The transcript is spliced from 3 exons. The record is from RefSeq and is marked reviewed. Bases 6 to 479 code for a protein of 157 amino acids. Gene Ontology annotation, cellular component: membrane; lysosomal membrane; endosome membrane.